Molecule: messenger RNA, 966 nt
Organism: Conger conger (European conger)
Lineage: Eukaryota; Metazoa; Chordata; Actinopteri; Anguilliformes; Congridae
Product: hydroxycarboxylic acid receptor 2-like
Exons: 1
Coding region: 1-966 (321 amino acids)
Biological process (GO): G protein-coupled receptor signaling pathway
Cellular component (GO): membrane
Molecular function (GO): G protein-coupled receptor activity
Source: RefSeq, a predicted model, not a curated record
AUGAACGACUUGCACUGCGUGGCUGCCCAGGACCUGGUGGGGAGAGUGGUGCCCCCGAUCCUCAUCGUGGAGCUCAUACUGGGGCUGCCGGCUAACAUGGUGGCCCUGUGGAUCUUCUCCUGCCACAUGCCGAGCUGGAGGUGCAACACCGUGUACCUGCUGAACCUGCUGAUCGCGGACUUCUUCCUGCUCGUCAGCGUGCCCUUCCGCAUCCACAGCCUGAUGCGCGGCGAGGACUGGGUGUUCGGAGGCGCCUGGUGCCGAAUCAACCUCUUCAUGCUGGCGCUCAACCGCUCGGCCAGCAUCGCGUUCAUGACCAUCGUGGCCGUCGACCGCUACUUCAAGGUGGUCCACCCGCACCACUGGGUGAACCACCUCACGACCGGGAAGGCGAUACGGCUCUCGACCGUGACGUGGGCAGUGGCGCUGGCUCUGCAGGUCCCCCUGCUGGCCACUGAGCUCCUGCAUGAGCACAACAACAAAAGCCUCUGCCGCAGCUUCAGCUCCUACAGUAAACCGCCGCCGGCCAUCAAGAUGCACUAUGGCGUGUACAUCCUGGAGUUCUUCCUGCCUUUCCUGCUGCUCAGCUUCUGCUCACUGCGGAUCAUCUGCUUCCUGCGCAGCCGCCAGAUGGACAGGAAGCAGCAGGUGAAGCGGGCCAUCCAGGUGGUGAUGAUCAUCGUGGGCGUCUUCACCGUCUGCUUCCUGCCGGGAAUCGUCACGGGCCUCGUCACCCUCGCCAUCCAGAAGCUUCGCCCAAAAGACUGCGACUCCUACAGGCUGGCGUCCCAGCUCUUCAGCAUGUCCAUUGCGUUCACCUACCUGAACAGCACGCUGGACCCCGUCAUCUACUGCUUCUCCAGCAGCACGUUCCGAAACACCCUCAAGGCCUCCUUCAACUCCCUGGGCAUCUUCCACAUGCCCGUGAGCCAGAGGGGGAGCAGGAGUACGGCUAGCGACCUGUAA